Molecule: messenger RNA, 1330 nt
Organism: Nymphalis io (European peacock)
Lineage: Eukaryota; Metazoa; Arthropoda; Insecta; Lepidoptera; Nymphalidae
Exons: 4
Coding region: 139-1236 (365 amino acids)
Source: RefSeq, a predicted model, not a curated record
UUGUAGAACACGCAAUUGUAUAAAAUACAUAAAUACGUUAUUGUUUAAAACUCAUAAUGACGACCGUUUUUGUAAUUUUAUAAAAUUUGUUACGCACGAAUUCUUUUGUGAAUUUCAUGUUUAUUCGUCGUGGUGAAAAUGGUGAAAUUUUGGUGGAUGUUCAUAUUGUUCGCGAAAACGGCUUCGGCUAGUGAGAAUGAGUUGCCGGGAUCGGAAUCAGAGAAAAGUUCGAGAUUCCUGCCUCUAUAUGAAAUGAAGCGCUACGAUAGACCGAUCGGCCCAAGCCUUCCUCCAUUAACCUCUGUGCCUGUAAGUGGAGAUAGAUGCUCAGCGCGUCUGGAAACAGCCUUAGACCAGUUGAAGCGAAGAAAAAGAAACCAACCAAAGAACUUGGAUACCCCACAUAGUCAAAGCAUAGAUCUAAAUGGAUACAGCUUAUACCAAACGAUGAGGAGCGCGCCAGUUGAUAUGUACGUUACAAGGAUGCGCGUGCGACUACCGCAAAACAGUAACUGGGUUCGUGUAGAAAAAUGUUAUUUCGACCCGAGGAAUAUAUCCCUCGAUACGAUGCUAUUAUUUCACGACCUAACUAUAAGCGGUAACGUAGACUUAUACGAGGCAAGCGACCUUGAUCGAACAAUACCACCGAGUAGGCGAUUGAGAAGAAAUUAUGCUCAAUACGAUCAAUAUUCAGGAUAUCAAAAAAUUAGAGACGAACGAGGUUGUAACAUGAUACUAAGACUAAGAAAAGCUGGAAUCGGAUUCCAUACUAGACCAUUAAAUCAGCAACCUGGUAAAUUUAACGUUAAAACUGACUCAGAGUUCGUUGAACCUGGAUUUAUAAGUGUAUACGCAUACGGCUGCGAAAAGUAUAUAAAUAGAAACUCUAUUAAGAACAAGGAUAGUCUCCCUCUAAAACGCAAAAGAAGAUCUGAUGAGUUUACUUUUGAUCCUCUUUUAGAUACAUCCAUACCCGAAGAGAAAAAUUUAGAUGGUAGAUCGAAUAAUUGGGAUAUAGUUUAUGAGCCAAGCAAUACUAGACUUAAUUAUGAAAGGAGUAAGCUUUUCAGACCAGAGGAUGAUUUAGAUGAGGUGGAAGAUAUUUCGCGUGAGAUGGAAGACAUAUUUACUAAAGGUAUAAGAACUCUUUUAACGACAUAUAUGAAAAAAGAAUUACAGCCAGCUAUAAAAGAUACCUUGAUGAGAAACAUGGGAUAUGUAAUAUCUUAUGGUUAACCACUGAUAUUAAAUAUAAACUUAUGCAUAUGAAAAAAUAAUAGAAUACAAGUUUUUAUUAAUCUUAAUAAAAUAUAUUGUAAAUAUAACCUUA